AUGGGGAACACGUUCGGCUUUAUGAAGCCUCAAUCUAGAGGCGGAUUCCAGUUUAUGGUGUUGGAUUCCUGCAAGGCUGAAGGCAUAGAUCUCAAUGAAACUUGCGGCCUUCACUUUGGUCCCAACCAUCAGCUCCUAUCUAUUGGAAAUAUUACGAAGGGGGAAAUGACUCCGCGACCAGGCAUCGCAGGUCAGGGUAUAUGGCUAGGCAUGCUCUCUCUUUUUGCUGUCAUCGUGGUCGCCUUCGUUUUUGUGGCUAUUGAGAUCGUCUCGCGAUUCGAGUUGAGCCGCAAGCUGGCAUCUAACGGCAGGGUGCUCAAAUUCGUCUACUACUUCAAAGACCCGCCGGAUGAAGAUGUUGAUGACCCGGAACGGAAGAUACGAUAUAGAGCCCGAAUCAGGGCAGGUAUACGAGGCUACGUGCUUGGAGCGUCAGAUGCCCAGACCAUUCUGGUUGCUGCGUUCAUCCUUAGCUUUGCCGCCCAAGAGAAAUGCCAGCUGACGUCCUACCAUUUCACCGUUGCUGCCGACAUGAUGACGAUCUCCUUAUCAGUACUAGUCUUUUCGGUAGCACUGGUACGAACUUAUUGGAGAAACCCGUGGGCGGCAACUUUCCGGGUCCUGUUGUCUAUCGGAGCCUUCAUUGGCGUCGGUCUGACCAUAUUCGGAGAGAACAACUACUCCCCAGAAUGGCCUCCACCCCAAAAUCGACAUGACAGUGCAAUCUUGCUUCCGGUAGCUUGCUUGUUAGAGACUGAUUUGUGGUCGCGAACCAAGAAGCAGGCGGAGGAUCACCAGGCCGAUCUUGGGUUCCAGAACUCACCGUCACGGUGGCCGACUGAGAGAUUCUUCUACAUUGUCUUAGUCUUCGCGUUCUUGAUAGCACACGCCUCGAUAGGCGUUCGCAGAUGGGAGGGCAGGCACGGAGAAGGCAAUCCUGGCCCGCGACUCUGGACAAACGCCCGGGGAUGGUUCACUACCAUAUAUUGGCUCGUUGUGCUACUCAUCCCGACUGUGGCGUCAGUGUGGGUCUGGAACAAAGUUCGUAUUGCUCGAGUAUGGGUCAAAGACUCUGGUUGGAUUGAGGAUCCCAAUCCAGAGUUCAAUUUGUGGGAUUCCGGACAGCUGAUUCCCUUGGGGGCGUUUAUACUCAUCCUGAUGACGAUGUUGACUGAGCUGAAAAGUAGGAAGGGCGAAGCUGACAAUAGAAAAAACGGACAUGUAUGGGCAAGGAUAUCUGAGAGGGACGGCGGAUUGGAGUUGGGAAGAAUGCCAGGAGCUCGGUCUGAAAGACAUCCAACCGUUCCUGUGCCUUUGUCAGCUUUGGGAUAUUGA
This is a messenger RNA of Mytilinidion resinicola, 1335 nucleotides long. RefSeq lists its product as uncharacterized. The transcript is spliced from 3 exons. The coding region runs from base 1 to 1335 and encodes 444 amino acids. Lineage: Eukaryota; Fungi; Ascomycota; Dothideomycetes; Mytilinidiales; Mytilinidiaceae. The record is from RefSeq and is a predicted model, not a curated record.